Messenger RNA from Rhineura floridana, 6465 nucleotides. Its product is annotated as zinc finger protein ZIC 1. The record is from RefSeq and is a predicted model, not a curated record. The transcript has 5 exons. Gene Ontology annotation, molecular function: DNA-binding transcription factor activity, RNA polymerase II-specific; RNA polymerase II cis-regulatory region sequence-specific DNA binding. Gene Ontology annotation, cellular component: nucleus. Bases 884 to 2275 code for a protein of 463 amino acids. Gene Ontology annotation, biological process: central nervous system development; regulation of transcription by RNA polymerase II. Lineage: Eukaryota; Metazoa; Chordata; Lepidosauria; Squamata; Rhineuridae.
AAGGGGGGGACGGUGUCGUCUUUUCAAUUCAUUUAUCUGCAGGAAUGAUUGCCGCUAUCAGUCUCGCGUUCACCGCCCGGCUGAGGAGGUGAAAGUUUCUCCCCAGGAAGAUAAACCGCAAAAGACAAUAUUGUGCAUGAUUUGCGCCGUUUUUUUUUUUAAACAAAGCAGGGGGAAAGAAAGGAAAGUGAAGGGGGAAAAACGCAAAGGAGGGGAAAAAGAGACGGAAGGGGACAAGAGUGCAAGAACUGGAAGAGAAGAGAAAAUUGCUCGCUAGUUCGCUACAUUCCUCUAGUUUUUUUUUUUUUAGAUCAGAACUGAGGGAAGUUUAAUUUUUGUUUUGGUUCCCCCCUCCUCCCCCGUCCGUGCCUGUUCCCUACACUCUCUUCUCCAUUGUUAUUUGCGAGUGGGGUCUUCUGAAUUCUUUCCCUCCUCCCUAUUGAAACCCCCUGAAAAGUGCAGUCCGAGGGGGGGGGGAAGGCGACGGUCGGUUUUUCUGCGCGCGCGCCCAUGCCUUUCUUCUUCUGCUUCUUCUUCUCCUCCAAUUUUUGCCGCUUGUAGCUUUCUUUCCCCGGCUCUCCCCACCCCCAGCCCUCACCCACCCUCUCGUUUUGUGUGCGUGCGUGUGUGUGUUUUGGUGCGCGGAUGCCGAAGGGGGAGUUCCUGAGGUGGUGGCUUCAGUGGUGAUCGUCGCGCGGACUUUUGCAAGAGAAAGAGAAAGGCUGCUUGGAUUGGCGGCGGCGGCUUUCUUCUUCGUCGGCUUAUCCUGCCUGCAGUUCGUCGGCUGCUGUUGCAUCACCCUUUCCCCCUUGCCGUCUUCAUUUUUUUCAAAAUCACUUUUCCUCGGCGGUUGCUGCCGCAGCUGCCUGAGAGCCGGGAGAAGAUGCUGCUGGAUGCCGGACCGCAGUACCCAGCCAUCGGCGUGACGACCUUCGGCUCCUCUCGCCACCACUCCACCGGCGACGUGACGGAGCGGGAAGUGGGACUGGGCAUCAACCCUUUCGCUGACGCCGGCAUGGGCGCUUUCAAGCUUAACCCCAGCAGCCACGAGCUGGCCUCGGCCGGGCAGACCGCCUUCACUUCGCAGGCCCCUGGCUACGCGGCCGCGGCGGCGCUGGGGCACCACCAUCACCACCCGGGCCACGUCGGCUCCUACUCCAGCGCGGCCGCCUUCAACUCCACGCGGGACUUUCUCUUCCGCAACCGGGGCUUCGGCGAGGCGGCGGCGGCGGCCAGCGCCCAGCACAGCCUCUUCGCCUCGGCGGCCGGCAGUUUCGGCGGACCGCACGGCCACGGCGAGGCGGCGGGCCACCUCCUCUUCCCGGGCCUCCACGAGCAAGCGACGAGCCACGCUUCGCCCAACGUGGUCAACGGGCAGAUGCGCCUGGGCUUCUCGGGAGACAUGUACGGCCGGCCGGAGCAGUACGGCCAGGUGACGAGCCCGCGCUCCGAGCACUACGCUUCGCCCCAGCUCCACGGCUACGGCCACAUGAAUAUGAACAUGGCAGCCCACCACGGGGCGGGGGCCUUCUUUCGCUACAUGAGGCAGCCCAUCAAACAGGAGCUCAUCUGCAAGUGGAUCGAGCCUGAGCAGUUGGCUAACCCCAAAAAGUCCUGCAACAAAACUUUCAGCACCAUGCACGAGCUGGUGACUCACGUCACUGUGGAGCACGUUGGCGGGCCGGAACAGUCCAACCACAUUUGCUUCUGGGAAGAGUGUCCCAGAGAAGGGAAGCCUUUCAAGGCCAAAUACAAACUGGUCAACCACAUCCGAGUCCACACCGGGGAGAAACCUUUCCCUUGCCCUUUCCCGGGAUGCGGGAAAGUCUUUGCUCGAUCGGAAAAUCUCAAAAUCCACAAAAGGACGCACACAGGCGAAAAACCCUUUAAGUGUGAAUUCGAGGGCUGUGACAGGCGCUUCGCCAAUAGCAGUGAUCGCAAAAAGCACAUGCACGUCCACACUUCAGACAAACCUUAUCUCUGCAAAAUGUGCGAUAAGUCCUACACGCACCCGAGCUCCCUCCGAAAACACAUGAAGGUCCACGAAUCGUCCUCCCAGGGGUCCCAGCCUUCUCCCGCUGCCAGUUCGGGCUAUGAAUCGUCAACCCCCCCAACAAUCGUUUCUCCAACCACAGAAAACCAGACCACAAGCUCCUUAUCCCCUUCAUCUUCAGCAGUCCACCACACGUCCAGCCACAGCACGCUCACGUCAAAUUUUAACGAAUGGCUUGAUGGAUUCACAAGCAUGUUUGGUACAUGCUGUCAGUCUAAAUAAAUGAGAAACAACUAAAAAAGAAAUGGCAAUAGUCUGAUAUUUGCCCCUUCAGCUGACCACUUUAUCUCCUUCUCCCAAGGAUGCAAGAAAACCAGUUGCCGCUUUACCGAACUUUGAGACGAACCACUGAAUAGCACACAAACAAGAUGCAACAACUGAAUAAUUAGCUACGGAUACUGAAAGAUGAACUUCAUGAAAUCUGAAUCCAAUAAUAUAAAUAUAACAAAUCUGUUUCAACCCAAUGCCAUGUCUGAUUCCUACCAUUAUAGUGGGCCAAACCAACAUCCUGCAAUUUGGUAGGGUUGGAAAUUUGGCUUCUAGAUUCAAUCCAUCUCAAAUAGUUUCUGGGAAGUCUUCUGUUAUUUUACUUCAGCAGAAUUCUUGUAUUAGUUGUGAACUAUAGCUAUUCAUAAGGCAAAGAAGUUAUGUUCCUUGUAAAGUAUAUAAUUUAAAAAGCCUGCAAGACUGCCAGCCUUUUGUAUGCCAACAUUCAUAAACUGAAGUGGUAACUGCCAAGUAAAACAACAAAUGAAUUAAUGCAUGCAUACAUACAUACAUACAUACAUACACAGGGUGGAGAAGUAAGGGGUUCCAUGGGGCCGAUCAGGGGCCUACUCUAGCAGCAAGCAAUACUGAAGGAUCAGAAUGACUGUGCUUCACUCAUGCUGAUCAAUAAUAAACUCUCCCUAGGACAGGAAGCAAAUUGUGUUGGAGCUAGGUAUGGAAAGAUCUGUCUGUUUCGCUCCUCUCCGUUUCUCAUUUUUCCAAUGUUAAAUUCAGUUCUCUACAUUGCUACAGUGAUCUGCAAAUGUUUUUUUAAAAAAAUCUGCAUGAAAAUUCUCCACCAUUUUAGUGUGAACUCCAAAUAAACACAUUUUUGUAGGCAGUUUUGACUAACAUACACACUUUUGCAAGCCAUUUCUCAUCGUUUCAUGCCUUUUGGCUUGUUAUUUUCACACAUGUAUUCAUUUUUAUGCACACUUUCCCCUAAUAUAUGCAUUUCUGUAAAUGUUUAGUUAGCAAACUGCACCCCAAAAUUCUAAUAAAUGCAAAUUUCAAGGGAUGGCUGUGUUUUGGUUCUCAUAUUGUUUCGGAAAGUGCAAAUUUGAUCAUUUCUGCUUGAAAUGCGAACUGAAUUGAAAUUCUCACCCACCCCUUGUUGGAGCUGGGCAAUAGGACUCCCUUUUUUUUGUAGUGAAUGGGAGCAAUCACUUCACCACUAAAUGGUUUACGGGGUGGAUUUGGGCUCAUAGGACCCUCAGAUCAGGGUUCAGGUUCAGAUGAUAAACUUCCUCUGAGCCCAAUUUCCAUUGUGAAUUUUCAUGUUUACAUUUGCAUCCCAUUAGUCAUGCCAAAUAAGGCUCCAUUCUUAACCCUGCUCAUCUGAGAGUAAGCCUCAUUGAAUGAAAUAGGACUUACUUGCAGUGGUGGCUGAUGCCCAUUGGGACCGGUAGAGCGGAAGCCAGAGAGACCAGCAUUAGGUUGAGCCAGAGCCAAUGACAGGAUGAGACAACUAAUUCUACUUUGGUCCCCAACUUCAUUCCUGUUGAGUUCUUCAAGGGCAUGAUUGAAACUAAGGAGGAAGGAGCAGCCAUGAGAAAUUCUACCUCCUGCAUUAGUUGUAAGGAAGGAGACAAACAGGUAGAAGCUAACUGGGACCAGACUUGAGGCUGGUGGGGCAGUGCCCCAUUCACUGUAAUGGAGUAGCCUCCAGUGCUUACUUCUAGGUAGGCAGGGUUAGGAUUGCACUGUAGAUCACUGACAGAAGUAUGUUUCAGUUUAAAUCUAUGGGCUGCAGCCAACUAAAUCAUAAGAGUAGGCCCACUGAAAUCCAUGGACUUAAGUUAGUCAUUACUAAGUUAUGUCCACUGAUUUCACUAGGUCUGCUCUGAGUAAGGCAUAGUCACAUACAACCCUCUGUCAUUUUAUGAAGUCCUCCAUAUAUUAAAUUACUAAACGGUAUAUAAAUUAAGAAAUAAACAUAGAAGCUACCUUGACAAUUUAGUGGUAUAUAAAUUUAAUAAUUUUAAAUUCUAUUACAAUUGCUUAACUGAACUGCAGAUUGGGCUGCUAGAUAAAAACUAGAAAAUCACUGAUUUAGGGAAAAUACUGAAUUUAAUUGACUAGCCAUAGCCAUCAAUAGUGCAACCCAUACUCUGGACAAGAAGCUACUGUAAGGACAGAAUAUGGAGAAACCGAUUGGUUACCUGUUGGAAAGGGUGUGAGACAGGGGUGUAUUUUAUCACCCUGUUUAUUUAAUCUAUACAUAGAAUAUAGUAUAUGGAAAGUGGGAUUGGACCAAGAUGAAGGAGAUGUGAAAAUUGGAGGGAGAAAUAUCAAUAAUUUAAGAUAUGCAGAUCCCAUACUACUAGCAGAAACCAAUAAUGAUUUGAAAUGAAUGCUGAUGAAAGUUAAAGAGGAAAGCACAAAAGCAGGACUGCAGCUAAACAUCAAGAAGACUAAAGUAAUGACAACAGAAGAUUUAUACAACUUUACAGUUGACAAUGAGGACAUUGAACUUGUCAAGGAUUAUCAAUACUUUGGCACAGUCAUUAACCAAAAUGGAGACAAUAGUCAAGAAAUCAGAAGAAGGCUAGGAUGGGGUAGGGCAGCUGUGAGAGAACUAGAAAAGGUCCUCAAAUGCAAAGAUGAAUGAUUGAACACUAAAGUCAGGAUCAUUUAGACCAUGAUAUUCCUGAUCUCUAUGUAUGGAUGUGAAAGUUGGACAGUGAAAAAAGCGGAUAAGAGAAAAAUCAACUCAUUUGAAAUAUGGUGUUGGAGGAGAGUUUUGUGGAUACUAUGGAGUGCGAAAAAGACAAAUAAUUGGGUGUUAGAACAAAUUAAACCAGAACUAUCACUAGAAGCUAAAAUGAUGAAACUGAGGUUAUCAUACUUUGGACACAAAAUGAGAAGACAUGAUUCACUAGAAAAAGCAAUCAUGCUGAGGAAAACAGAAGGGAGUAGAAAAAGAGGAAGGCCAAGCAAGAGAUGGAUAGAUUCCAUAAAGGAAGCCACAGACCUGAACUUAUAAGAUCUGAACAGGGUGAUUUACAACAGAUGCUACUGGAUGUUGCUGAUUCAUAGGGUUGUCCUAGGUUGUAAUUGACUUGAAGGCACAUAACACACACACACGCACACAGCCAUCAAUAAGUACACUGGCAUUAACUGUUCCUCAAAUGACUAGAUGUUCCUCAAAUGUUGCAGUUCCUUUUGAUUAGAAUGUUAGGGCAAUGCACUUUUCUGGCAGAGGUGGAGUUUGUGGGAAAAAAGGAAAAGGUCAUGGGAAAGAGUUGUGUUUCAGUAAAGGAGAUCAAAACCCACUGCUGGACCAAGCCGUGAAACAUUUGAUUUUCUGUUUAUCGUCUUUGAUUACCGAGUAGCAUAACUAAGACUAGGAAGUACAGAUAUUGCCAGCCUAUUAGUCCUACCAUGCAAAUACUACUCGUAUGUAGGCAAUAACCAUGGAGAGACUGAGUGGAUGGGGACAUGCUCUUAGCCCCACCCACAAUGCAGGGUCUUCUUCCUUCAGCGACCAUGUGUGCAAUGCAGAACACAAGAUUCACAAGACUGGGGUACCUGGUUGUACCUCUGGCCUUCCAAUCUGUUCAAGUUGUGCCCUACAUGUUAGUAAAGCUUGCAUAGGGCUAUAGAUGGUGCACAUAAGAUGCAACUGUACAUUUUCCCAGAACAGCAAGUUUGUAUAUGCCUUUCACUCUUCAACUUUAAAACUUCAUUGUUUUGUCCCUUUUUGUUUCACAGUUUCUUGUGUGCAAAAUUUCUAGUAAGCCUGCCUUGUAUGUAAGCCCUUACCUGGUCACCAAAGGUGACAAGGAAUUGCAUGCAAGUGAGUGUAUGGCAUUUCUUGUAGAUGCGUGAGCAGGCUAGCAAAGGGGGAAUAGAAGUCUUGUCUCUCCUCUGCACUCAGCAUAAAAACUGGAGCAAAGAAGCUCCUUCUCCUGUACCCAGCAUGGAUGCAGCAAACCACUGCAGGAGGAACAAACCUCUCCAUUCCUCCUUUGCCAGUCUCCAGCUGGGUAAUACAUAUUUUUGCAGGCUAGUAACUUGUGGGUUUACGUACUAGGCUGUAGUAGGCCAACAGCAUAAAACCGCUACUUAUUGUAAAAGCUAGGAUUAUGGAUUUAGGUCAUACGGUGCUUCUAUACUCAUGACAAGCCUUAAAGUGAUUUGUU